CAAGCGCCUUCAGCAUUUUUCUUGUUGUGGCAUCAUGGCAUCCAUGUUGGUGCCUGCCCUAAACGCUUUGCAGAUAGCCUACAAAGACUUGAAAGAGAGCCAAAAGAUCCCGCGCCUGAUUGAAGUGGCUGACAACUUGCUCUUGGCCACUCAGAGCACCAUUGAGACCUUUCAGAAGUCUUACAGCGAGCGCAUUGAUGAGUUUCCAGGGCUUGUAAAACCAAUGGAGCAUCUAGUGGAUGCGCUCAAGUUGUGCAAGGAGAGGCUGACUGAGUCCAAAGAAAAUGCCCUCCGGAAUGCUGCGCUUGCUUCUCUUACAGGCGGCGGAUCGAAAACCGAGAUCCAAGAAGCUCUCGGGCAGUUGAAGGCCGCGCAGGAGAAUUUUCAAGCACAUCUUACGUUGAAGCAAACAGUUCUUCAACAUGAAGUUCUGGCCCAAUUCCAUGAGCAGAAGCGUGCCGGCAAGUUGGAGGAAGUAGCUGCUAUGGUUGAACAUAUGAAGGAAGACCAAACAGAGAUUGUGGAUCAACUGCAACUAAUUCUUCGGUGCAUUGAACAAACCCAUCAUCACCAAGCCCUAAGCCUUGCUGAUCUUCCCACCUUGCGGACUAGGUCUCUGGAGGUUGCAAGGAAGUGCGAACUCUUCUUUCAGGACCUGCAGCGUAUCCCACAACGUUUCUUGCCGAACUUCAAUCAGAUGGCCUCAAGCUUUCAAGACAUUUUGAAGGACGUUCAGGCCAAUCUGAAGUCCUUGAAGCUCCAACUGUGCUUUGUUGGGCCAAUGAAGGCUGGGAAGAGUACGGUCAUCAAUGCCAUUUGUGGCAAGCAGCUUCUACCAAGUGCCCAGUUUGCAAUGACGGUGCUCCCAACCUUUUUGGUGCACACCCCAGGUGUCAAACAGCCAAGGUUGCUGUUUCCAGGCGCCGACGCCUUCACUCCUGCUUUGGAAGAGCUGAAGGAGCUGGCAAACAAGUGGCACGCAGAGAAACGUAUUUCUGAACUCCGAAAGAAGGGUAAAGAACCACUGCCUGAGUUUGUCGAGAGUGAGGGCAGUGAGGAAGAGGAGAAGAAAAAACCUCUAGACCAGAUUAUCCUCACUCCGGAUGAAGAACAAGUCUUGGAAGCAUUGAUCCAAGGCAAAUUCAGCCAUGAGCUUCGUGAAGCUGAAGGAUUCGAACCGGUGCACAAGGUGUUGCAACAAGUAAACCACGCUGCACGGCUCUUUGCUCGAUUCCGGGAUCACAUGAAGGAGGAACCGCUGAAACAUCUUUCUUCACCUGAGAGUGAAAGUUGGUUCCCUCGCAUCGAGAUGGAGUUCGAGAUGCUGCAAAAGAUGGAAGGCGCAACGGACAUUGCGAAGUUCUUGAUUGUGGACACCCCGGGCCGGGAUGAGGCAGAUCUCAUUCCGGAGAUUCCACUGAUCUUUUCCCAGGUGCUGAAAACUUCGACUGGGGCUGUUUGCGUUUGCAAUGCCCAGCUCCUGAACAAUGAUGCCCAAGCUUCCAUCAACAGGGAUUUGACGGAGAUGAAGGCUAAGCAUCUUCCUUUCUUUGUGCUUGCAAACAAAUUUGACCAGCUGGAACAGCAACGAGAUUCGUUGUCCAAGGAGGACCUUGAGGCCCACAUGGCAAAGCAAUGGUUGGGACAGGAGAAUUGGAAAGCUCACAAGCGUGUUUUUGCGUUGUCAGGUGAAAAAGCUUUCCUGUCCUCAAGAGUUGCCAGUUUGCUGAAAGACGAUCCUAAAAAGUUCAUUGAGGAGGUGAAAGCUCAAGAGGACCGCUCCCCAUCAAAGCAGUCCACUUCAAAGCAGUCCACUGUGCGACAGUGGCUGCAGGUUGCAUUUGGCGAUGCAGGGGCGAGCGUCUUGAAAUCCCUAUCUGACCCUGGAGCUUAUGAGAAUAUCUUGAAGGAAGCAAACCAGUGCAUACUUAAACAUUCGCAUUUCCAGGAUUUUGUCACAGAGAUUGUGGAGAAGUUUGCGCCGCAAGCAGGACGACAAGUUCUUCGUUCCUGUCUGAAGCAGCUUCAUCACAGCUUGGUUGUUCAUGUGAGAAAGGAGGUGUCCAACCUUUUUCAGGUCUUGCAGAUGGACAAACUUCAGCUGCAGCAAGAGAUCAAGAACAACCAACGCAUUAAAGAAGCUGUGGAGCAACAGCAGCAGCAAGCGAAGAGCGAAAUGUCCAAAGUGAUUGACAGCCUCAAGUUGGAGGCAGGUGAGGCUGGCCAUAAGCUUCAGGGUUUGAUGCAAGUUGUUGUUGACAAGCAGGUGGCCCUUGCCAUGAAGAAGAGAAAGGAUGAGUCUCCAGCAUCUGUCAUCACCCCGACAGAGGCAGACUUGAGAAGCCGACAGAAAGAAUGGCCUUGGUUGCGGGACGAACAUGUCGGUGAGGAACUCAUUAUAUUCUUUGGCACCGAUUGCCAACGCAAUGCUGAAGAGUUGCUUGCCAACAGCUGGAAGGUUGUCAAGAAGAACCUGAAUACCAGCAUCAUUGCCGACAUGCAAUGUGACUUGCAGAAGAGAGCAACUAUCAAGCUUCAAGAAUGGAUUCUUGGCUGCAUCAAACGGAUGCAAGAAUUAGAGCAAGAGGUUUGUCUACAGGUCUCCCAAGUGGAAAAGCCUGACUUUCACCAGCUUAAUCGAGUUGAGUUCAGCACUCCUGGACAAGUGGCAAUGACAUCAGAGACGCGCAGGAAGCAGCGCACUGCGUGGCGGCUUUGGCUGUUCAAGAAACAUAUGAAGGACAGAGACGUGACCAUCACUCCUGUGUCGAAGAUGAAGAAUUCAUUUAAUAGCACGAUUGAGGAGCAGUGUAGGGCUUGGGUGGAGAGUAUGGAGAAGCAUAUGGAGGAACUCAUGCAGGAAAAGUAUGAACAGUUGGAGCGGACAUACUUGGGACAGCUGAGCAAAUACACAGAGCAGCUGCAUAAGGUCUCUGAGAAUGAGAAGGGCAAGGGCUUUGAAUAUUUAACCGUACUCCGCACUCUUCUUGCUCAGAUCCAAAACAUUGACAUGGAAAUAACAGAGCUGUCAAAGCUGACAGAGAAAGGUGAUGUGGAGGAGGAGUAUUGCCAGCAAGUUGAGCUCGGGCAGGGCGGACUUGCUGCUGCCGACACUGACUCUGUUGCCCCACCGCCCUGCUCAACAUUUGGCAGUGCCUCGCCAGUCUCACCAGUCAAUGAUGUGAAUACUCGGAAGGUUGCACAUGUGCAAAACUUCUUGAACGAACCCGAGAUGAGUGAGACUGUUCGGGAGAGCUUUGCCGAGAACUCGGUAGAUGGAAAGGUCCUUGCGGGUCUCUCAGUGGAGGAGCUGAUUCUUUACUUCCUCGGGCACAUUGAUGCUUUCGUGUGGGGACGGGUUGCAAGUGGCGUUUGCUAA
Messenger RNA from Durusdinium trenchii, 3379 nucleotides. The record is from the annotation of a GenBank genome assembly. Lineage: Eukaryota; Dinophyceae; Suessiales; Symbiodiniaceae.